Pollicipes pollicipes is the source of this 1915-nucleotide messenger RNA. Its product is annotated as cadherin-7. The coding region runs from base 53 to 1678 and encodes 541 amino acids. Gene Ontology annotation, molecular function: calcium ion binding. Gene Ontology annotation, biological process: homophilic cell-cell adhesion. NCBI's taxonomy places the organism in Eukaryota, Metazoa, Arthropoda, Thecostraca, Pollicipedomorpha, Pollicipedidae. The transcript has 16 exons. Gene Ontology annotation, cellular component: plasma membrane. The record is from RefSeq and is a predicted model, not a curated record.
UCACGUCAAGCCGGGUCAGGUCAGAUCAGGGCAGGGCAGAGCAGGCCUCAGGAUGGCCGGAGGGCGCGCCGGUGUGCUCUGCGUACUGCUGGCAGCAUGCCUCGGCUACGGAUAUGCAGCGUGUCCCGACAUAACAACAGUAAUAGUCAACAACUGGGCAGAAGACAAGAACGGGACUAUGAGAGAGGUGCCUGCAGCCGGCGUUACCAGCAUCACGUUCGUGGGCAAUGAAACAAAUGACCAGUUCGACGCCAGCCAGUAUGUGGAUGCGACGCUGAACGAGACAAGCCAUCAGAUCGUGUUCAGCACGCUGCCCAGUAUGGACGGCGUGAGAGACUACAAUCAUUCGGCAAACAUCAAUUCUAUGACCGGGACGUGCCAGAUGGAGUGCGGCAAAGACACCGGCAGCUUCGAGUUUACCGCCUACGUCAAAGACGCCAACACAGCAACACCUAAGUUCAGCCUUCCGACGUAUACCGUGCAUGUACCGGAGAUGUUUCCAAAGGGCCUGGCUCUGCCGAACUCAGCAAUAUUCGCCUCAGACGCCGACGCCGAACCUCAGAACUACGCCGUCUCGUUUUCCUUGGACGAGGACGACACUUUUGGCCUCUCAGAUCCCGUCAAAACGUCGGAUGUCGAGCCAACUUACACCGCCCAGCUGGUUCUGAAAAAGCCGCUGGACUGGAGCAAAAUCAAGUUGUACAAUCUGGCCGUCACGGCAAAGGAUCCCGAUGGCCGCUCUGACACGGCCACCAUCAAGGUGGUGGUUGACGACAUCGAUAACAAGCAGCCUGACUUUGAUGAGAUGAGCUACAGCACUGAGGUGGUCGACCCGGAGGCGCUGGGGCCGUUGAACGUCACCAUUCACGCGACCGAUCCGGACGCGCCCCACACUCUGAAAUACACAAUGCAAGAUCCUUCGGGAGCCGGCUGGGACAGCUUCUUCACGCUGAAUCCGGAUACCGCCGAGUUCAGCCUAACCCAGUCGCUUAAGCAUCACCUCAAUAGCACCGCCACGGCCAUCACAUUUCUGCUGCAGGCGACCGAGGUGGGGGGGGAAGGCUUCUACAAUCGGGCGGCGUUGGUGGUGCGGCUGCCGGCUCAGGAGAUAACAACGACACCAGAGCCAUCGACAACAACAGAUAUGACGUCAUCGUCUGUAAUCACGACGACUGACUCCACGCCCGUUACGUCACCAUCAAGCACGGACACCACCGUGACGUCGUCAACAAGUACGGACACCACCGUGACGUCACCCAUGACAUCGCCGUCAAGCACGGACACGACCGUGACACCACCCUCUACCACGGAUACAACGGAAACGUCAACAGUGACGUCAACCGUGACAUCACCAGUGACGUCACCCUCAACUCCCGCGACGACGCCGGCGCCCUGCCUGCCGCUGGUGUUCACCAAGCGCCAGUUCCCGGCAGCGGUCGAAGAGAACGUCACCGGUGACGUCAUCACGCUGACCACCGACCCGUUGGCUGGCGACGUGACGUACUUCGUUCGCACUCCUGACUUUGAUGACGCCUUUCACCUCGACGAAAACUCAGGAGUGCUUACAAAGUUGAAGAAGCUGAACCAUCAGAGGGUGUCUCUGCUGGUCCAAGGCGUGGUGAGCGGGCAGGAGCGUAAAAAUCAGACGAAACGACACGGACGUGGUCGCCUGGGAUGAGACGCUCAUCGUCAUAGACGUGACGGACCAGAACGACAACCCGCCUUUGCUGGACUGCCGGCCCUACAGCGACGACUGCCAGCGGGUGGCAGUCGGCUUCCCGGCUGGCGGGACGGCGCCGCUGCCGGCCCCCCUGCUCCGGCUCACUGCGACAGAUGGCGACACGGGUGCGUUCGGAGAGGAUGGCCUGGUGUUUACCGUGGACUCUAGUGACGUCACUGUGGACGCAACGGGGAU